Molecule: messenger RNA, 1200 nt
Organism: Babesia microti strain RI
Lineage: Eukaryota; Apicomplexa; Aconoidasida; Piroplasmida; Babesiidae
Product: DNA damage-inducible protein 1
Exons: 8
Coding region: 1-1200 (399 amino acids)
Biological process (GO): proteolysis
Molecular function (GO): protein binding; aspartic-type endopeptidase activity
Source: RefSeq, a predicted model, not a curated record
AUGAUCAGAGUAACAGUAGCCAGUAUGGAUGGCAAUUUUGCCACACUCUACCUUGAGACUGAUUGGCUUCUUUCUAAAGUAAAGGAACUAAUUGAGUCUCAACUCAAUAUACCAAGAGUGCAGCAAGUUAUUUCACUCAAUGGUCAAGUAAUAUGUGCCAGUGAUGAUACGAAAAUUUCCACAAUAGGCAUAGAUACCAAUGACCUACUGUUGGCCGUGUCUAGGAACGCUCCCGCCUCUGCUAAUUUGGGCAGCAUACCAAAUCCUAAUCCAAGCCCUAGUGCCUAUGAUGUACCCUCCACUGGUAUGCAGGCAAAGGCGAAUUUUUUGGAACAUGCUAGAAGCCUAAUUGCCAGAUGGAAACUAAAUUCGGAGGCGUUACACUUGCUGGAUGAUCCUGAACUUGCGGACGCAAUUUCCACCGGGAAUGAAAACAACGUAGCGCAAUUGUUAGAGAAAAAACACCAAAAUGAAAUGAAAAAUGAAAUGGACAGAUUAAUUAAAGUUGGUAUGGCAGCACAGAAUCCUCUAACUCCCGAAUCUCAAGAAAUUAUUGAGAAGUAUAUGCAUAAACAAAGGAUACAAGAAAGUCUUUUAAACUCUCAGGAAUACUUUCCCGAAUCAUUUGGCGACAUUGUCAUGCUAUACAUUAACAUUGAAAUCAAUAAGGUUGGUAUCUCAGCAUUUGUGGACACGGGAGCGCAGAAAACGGUGAUCUCAAAAAAAUGUGCCGAAAUUUGCAACAUAUCUAACCUAAUAGAUCCUCGUUUUGGUGGAGUAGUACAUGGUGUUGGAGUCUCUAAAAUGUUGGGCCGUAUACACAUGAUUGAGAUGAAAAUUAACGAUAUAUUUUAUCCCAUCUCAUGUGUUGUGGUUGAAAAUUCGACUGUUGAUUUUUUACUGGGUCUGGAUAUAAUGAGGCGUUAUAAAUGCAUUAUUGAUUUGCCAGAUAAUUCACUCACUAUACAAGGCAACAAAGUUUACUUUGUAAACAAGCCUAAGGUAAUAACAUUGCAGCCUACAAUUAGCAGCGGCACUAGUACUAGUAUGGGCACCGGUAUGGUGGAUCUGGAAAAGGAAAAAAAGAUUGCUACACUAUGUGAAGUCUUGGGCAUUGGUAAAACCCAAGCUAAACAAUUACUGGAGGGGUCAAAUUGGGACGUGGAACAGGCAGCGGCACUAUCGCUGUCGCUGGAAUGA